AUGGCGGCGGGAGGUGGCUCAGCUGAGCCAGACGACCAUGACAAGCUUCAAAGUCCGACCAAAACCCCACCGAAGCCAUCGAAGCCCGAGCCGACAGCAGACGAGUCCGGAGACGACGAAAGCGAAGACGAAGAGGAAGAGGAGCCACGCCUCAAGUAUGCCACCUUGACCAGGAACGUCAGUUCGAUAUAUCGUAAUGGCGACGCGACCAGUGCUUUCCACGUUGCAGGAGAUAAGAUGAUUGUAGGCACACAUAGCGGGAACAUCCAUGUCUUUGCUCUACCGUCGUUCAGUCCAGUACGCGUCUACCAUGCGCAUACGGCGAGCAUAUCUGCCAUCUCGAUAUCCCCUUACAAUCCCCAAAUCGUACCAUUCCGCUAUGACUCAGGAAGCAAGCCAGCCGCCGACUUAGGGUCGAUUAGAGACAAAUCACCAUCUAGCUCACCAGCACCUAAAGGGAAGCAACAGCAACCUGUCGUCCCAGAUAUACCUGCGAACCGGAUCUACAUCGCUACCUCUUCGAUUGACGGCAACGUCUGCAUUGCUUCGCUGGUCGACCCUCGAGAUGUUCAGCUGCGGAAUUUUGGAAGGCCGGUACAGACAGUGGCACUGUCACCCGAGUACAAGGCGGACAAAACGUAUCUGUCUGGAGGGCAAGCUGGCUCUUUGGUGCUGACUACGGGAGGGCAAGCCGGAAAGAGUGCCAAUGCCACCACCACGGGAGCUGCAGCCGCCGCUUCUGGCUGGUUGGGUUCCAUUGGCCUCGGAUCGAACACUGGAUCGGACAAGGUUUUGCACAGCGGUGAGGGCAUCAUCAGUACAAUCAAAUGGUCACUAUCAGGCAAAUACGUCCUCUGGGUGAAUGAACAUGGGAUCAAGAUCAUGCGAUCAAACCUCAAGCUUGAGAGUGGUGAAUCGGCCCAUGAAUGGAAACGCAUGAGCCAUAUUGACAGGCCGAAUCGGACUGACUGGGAAGACAUGGCUGGAGUGUGGAAAGCUCGCGCCGAGUGGAUCAAUCGCGACAACCUUGAGGCCGAGGAUGAUUCGAAUGUUGUGGCUCCUGAUGCUGCUAAUGGCACGGCUUCCAAGCCAGAAGUCGAGAGGCCCAAAGUUGAAGAAAUAUUGAUAGGUUGGGGCGACUCAGCAUGGCUCAUCAAAGUCUACCCUGGAUCACCCGACGCCGGAAAUGAUAACAAGAUUGGGCGCGCUGAAGUUGCUACGAUUAUACGAUUUGACGACUGUACAAUAUCUGGAAUUUCGCUUUAUACCCCCAGUUUACUUUUAGUCCUUGCAUAUAUGCAGAACAAGGGAAAUCGUUCGGCAUCACAAGAACCUGAAGGCGGCAAACGAGGCCGCCGAGCACGACAUAAUGCAUUAGAGCCAGAGCUACGCCUUGUUGAUAUUAAUACCAAGGAAGAAGUGGACACCGAUACUCUAACCGUGAGCAGGUUCGAGACUCUGUCUGCUUCAGACUAUCAUCUCGGGAUCCUUCCUCCUGUCCGUAUCCCAGCUGCUCUUGUACAGAAAGGAUAUCUUGGCGCUAUUGGAUCCGGAAUGACGACGGUCGGCUCCAGUCUCGUAACAGGCGUUGAGACUGUAGGGCAGGGCGUGUGGGAUGCAACCAUGUACGGGCCUCGCAUGUUAGGGGCUAAUCGCAUUUUUAGCGGAGCGGAGAGCAUUCGAAGUGGUAUCAGUGGCCCUGAUAGGACUGGCAGCACCAGAGAACGCAACUAUCUCACAGGCUGGAUCCCUGGGUUUGGCUCGAGCGAUGCAAACGCUAAGGAUGAGAUGAACACCAUCGCCACAGCACAAAGCAUGAAGAUAUUCAUCUACAGCCCGUAUGACUGUAUCGUUGCAAUCAAACGCAAUCUCAGCGACAGGGUGCAAUGGUUCGUACAAAAUGAGAAGUACCGUGAAGCAUGGGAACUGGUUGACCAGCACCCGGAAGCCGCAGGGACGCUCUCUGGAUCGUCCGAAUCGUCGGCACCUGCCAGUCCAUCCAAAGCGAGCUCUGUUGCCAGGUCUGGAUCUGCCGUUCCUUCAAGCCCCACGCAAGCACGUCAACAAGCAACACUUGCAGAGUUCUUCGCCGACUCCGCAUCAAGAACAAGCUCACCGCAAAACAAGCCCAAGGCAAGAUUCUCUGCUGCAGAGAAGGAGAAGCGUCGGAUCGGCGAGCUCUGGCUGAAACAGCUGGUGGAUGCCGCGAAGUGGGCUGAAGCUGGUGAAGUUGCUGCGAAAGUGCUCAAUACCACAACUCGCUGGGAGCAUUGGGCUUGGGUCUUCAUUAAAAGCAAGAAGUUUGACGAGAUAUCGCCUCACAUCCCGACCCUGGACUUAACACCCCCUCUUCCAUCCCCCAUAUUUGAGAUUAUUCUGGGUCACUACAUUGAAGUUGACCGACUUCGGUUCAAGGAGCUUCUCGAUGAGUGGCCUUCGGAUCUUUUCGAGAUUAGCAGUAUCACGACAGCAAUCCAAGACCAGUUGCGGGGUGGCGGCGCGCCCAGAGGCUCACAGGACUGGAGGCUUUUGCAAGAGAGUCUGGCCAAAUUGUACCUCGCCGACGGACAUUACGACGAUGCUCUCAGAUGCUACAUUACUCUGCAAGAUGCGGAUACUGCUCUAUCCCUAGUCAAGGACAAUCAUCUCAUCGACGCAAUCGCAGACGACAUUCCGAGCUUCGUGACACUCCGAGUCUCUCCAAGCCAACUCAAAUCGGCCUCACGAGCAGAACUGGAGGAAUUGGCAUCUGACCCGAUAAGGGUACUCGUCGACGAAGCCGCUGCUGGAGUAGUUGAGCCUGAUGAGGUUGUUGCGCAGCUCGAUCAACCCACGCUGAGGCCGUUCCUCUUCUUCUAUCUUCGAGCUCUUUGGCGGGGGGAAGGCACACAGGAAGAGCCUAGCCUGCCUCGUGUUGGCCACUCUGCUGUUGCAACGUCACUGGCAGCUGACACUGGGAAGCAGCAAGUUGAGCAGUUUGCAGAUACGGCUGUCGAUCUCUUCGCAGAGUACGAUCGCAAGCUGCUAAUGGAGUUUUUGCAAGCUUCUACGGCAUACACUUUCGAGAAUGCUGUGCAAGUAUGCGAAAAGAAGCAUUAUGUGGAGGAGCUGGUGUAUCUUCUGAGCAAGACUGGCCAAACGAAGAAAGCACUGUUCCUCAUCAUCGAUGAGCUCAAAGAUGUCUCAUCAGCCAUCACUUUCGCCAAAGAGCAAGAUGAUCAAAGUCUCUGGGAUGACUUCCUCGAGUACAGCAUGUCCAGACCAAGGUUUAUCUCAGGUCUACUGGCAGAAGUGGGCACGGCCAUCGACCCGAUCACCCUAGUGAAAAGAAUACCAUCGGGGCUCGAAGUGGAGGGCCUGAAAGACGGGCUCAAGAAGAUGAUCAGAGAGUACGAUCUGCAAGACAGCAUCAGUUCUGGUGUUGCAAGAGUGCUGAGCAGCGAGGUAGCCGUAGGGAUGGAGACCUUGAGAAGGGGCCGGAGGAGGGGCAUCAAAUUCGAGGUUGUACCCCCGCCUCCCAAGAUCAGGCGACCGCUCGAACAAACCACCAAUGGUACGGACGAAAAACGGACGGGCGAAGAGCAAGUUGAAGGCGAAGCUCAGAUCAAACCCGGACAUUGUGCCUCUUGCCACAAGACCUUCCACGAGAAUGAGAGCGAAACACUAGUCGGUUUCGCCUGUGGCCACGUUUACCACGUCUCACACCUCCUGCAUGGGCCGGAUGCAGAGGGAGAUGAAGUGCUUUUGCCCCGCAGUGCUACGCGUCAGGGCGAGGAAGACGACCUCGAAGUGGCCCGGUUCUCAAGAUCAAUAGGCUCCAAGGUCACCAACGCGCGUCUAUUGAAGGACAAAAUCCAGAAUGUGGGAGGUUGCACCAUCUGCAAGGGAGCGAGGGAAAAGAUGGAGGAGGUUGGUGGAUGA
Messenger RNA from Cladophialophora yegresii CBS 114405, 3921 nucleotides. RefSeq lists its product as uncharacterized. Gene Ontology annotation, cellular component: late endosome; HOPS complex. NCBI's taxonomy places the organism in Eukaryota, Fungi, Ascomycota, Eurotiomycetes, Chaetothyriales, Herpotrichiellaceae. Gene Ontology annotation, molecular function: protein binding. The record is from RefSeq and is a predicted model, not a curated record. The transcript has 2 exons. The coding region runs from base 1 to 3921 and encodes 1306 amino acids. Gene Ontology annotation, biological process: protein targeting to vacuole; vesicle-mediated transport; macroautophagy.